AUGCUCUCCGUUGACGCCUAUUUGAAAAACUUCAACACUUUUAUCAAAACCGUCGGUGAAAUUUCAGAAAUGUCAUUUUCUCAAUUGUUCAUAGAAAUGAACCCGGGUAUGCUACGAAAUCUCGAAAUCCAAAAUCUCGAAAAGUCAAAACCUCGAAACUCUAAAUCCCGAAAAGUCCAAAAUCUCGAAUUCCAAAAUCUCGAAAUUCAAAAUCCCGAAUGUAUAUGCCUUAAUCAGAAAGCAAGCUUAGUUAUAAAUGGAAAAUUUUUAAAGGAAAAUUCGGGAUUUUUUACCAUUCGAUAUUUUGGAUUUCGAGAUUUUGGACGGCACCCAAUUAACCCAUUUAAUGGUCUAUCUGUCAUACCCAAAGUUGCACAGAAAAAGUUUGUCCUAGACAUAAAUUCAAUUAUGGAAAUGUGGACAUUAAAUGGCUAA
Funneliformis mosseae is the source of this 435-nucleotide messenger RNA. The record is from the annotation of a GenBank genome assembly. Lineage: Eukaryota; Fungi; Glomeromycota; Glomeromycetes; Glomerales; Glomeraceae.